Xyrauchen texanus (razorback sucker) is the source of this 3896-nucleotide messenger RNA. Its product is annotated as transmembrane protein 87A-like. Gene Ontology annotation, biological process: retrograde transport, endosome to Golgi. The record is from RefSeq and is a predicted model, not a curated record. NCBI's taxonomy places the organism in Eukaryota, Metazoa, Chordata, Actinopteri, Cypriniformes, Catostomidae. The transcript has 20 exons. Bases 9 to 1694 code for a protein of 561 amino acids. Gene Ontology annotation, cellular component: membrane; Golgi apparatus.
CAGUAAACAUGGCCACCAGGAUCCAUCGGUUGGCUCACAGCAGCAGCUGUUUGCUAUGUUUAAUAUUCUUUAUCUUAAUCGGUUCAUCAUUAGAUGGAGUAAAUGCCGCGCCAGAAAUGGGUCUGUGGACUAUUACAUUGCUCAAUACAUCAAGACCUUUAUUAUUACGAAAAUCCAUGUACAAAGACACUGAAAUUCAAAUGAGAGUGACGUCCUUUGGUUGUUUAGAGGAAGUGACAUUUACCAUUCAAUGGUUUUUGAAGUAUUACCCAUGCCACAAUGAGUACAACAACAUUGAGGAACUGUAUGACAAGACACCACUGAGUCGAGGAUUGAGACUUGACCCGAACCCUCUUGGACCGGGAGAGUAUAUUCAGCACAAAUACAGUGGAUUACUGUGUCACCGCGACAUGCACUUUUUCCCUAUGCUCAAUAAAUCAAAAGCAGAGCCAAAAGUGGUUAAACGAAUUGCAGUGGAAGGCAAGAUACAGGAUGACACUUUCACAAGUUCUCCUCUUGCUGACACUGGCACAUCUAGAGCAAAGGAUCAUGUGAUUGCAAAAACCUGGAGGGAUGGGCCGUACCUGCUCGUGGUUGCGAUUCAACCAAGCAAACAGGAUGUCAACUGGAAUUUAACCUUCAGUGUGGUGAUGAAGGGGACCCACGGCUAUCUCUCCAUCACAGAAUGGCCUCUCAUGAUCUUCUAUAUGGUGAUGUGUAUGGUGUACAUCCUGUUCGCUCUCCUCUGGUUUGUCUGGUCCUCCUGUUACUGGAAAGACCUCCUGAGGAUCCAGUUCUGGAUUGCAGGCGUCAUCUUCCUGGGCAUGAUAGAGAAGGCUGUCUUUUGUGCUGAAUAUCAGAACACUAACACUGUGGGCUCAGCAUCUCAGGGUCUGCUGAUCUUUGCUGAGCUCAUCUCCGCUCUGAAGAGAACUCUUGCGCGUCUGCUGGUCAUCAUCGUCAGUCUGGGCUAUGGUAUUGUUAAGCCACGACUAGGCACAGUCAUGCACAGAGUGGUGGGGCUGGGAGUGCUCUACUUCGCUUUUGCUGCCAUCGAGGGAGUUUUGAGGAUCACUGGGGCUAAAGACUCUGACCUGGCCCUGCUGGCCAACAUUCCCCUGGCUCUGCUUGACUCCUCUCUCUGUUGGUGGAUAUUUGUCAGUCUAGCACAAACCAUUAAGACUCUAAAACUCAGAAGAAACCCAGUGAAGUUGUCUUUGUACAGACACUUCACAAACACACUCAUCUUUGCCGUUCUUGCCUCAAUCAUUUUCAUGAUGUGGACGACGAAGAAGUUCCGUUUAGCAGAUUGCCAGGCGGACUGGAUGGAGUUGUGGGUGGAUGAUGCAUUCUGGAGGUUCCUCUUCUCCAUCAUACUGCUGGUCAUCAUGUUUCUGUGGAGGCCGUCAGCCAACAACCAAAGGUAUGCGUUCACACCUUUGAUUGAUGACUCUGAUGACGAGGAGAUUGAAGAGUUCCUGGUGCCAGCAAAUAUAGCUGAUGGGAUAAAGUUGAGGGCAGCUAAGACAGAAACUAACGGCACAGUGAAACCUGCAGCAGCCAAUCCGGAUGAAGAUUUGAAGUGGGUGGAGGAGAAUAUUCCCACCUCUCUUACUGAUGUAGCACUUCCUGUUCUUCUCGACUCUGAUGAGGAGAUCAUGACCACAAAGUAUGAGAUGUCUAAGAUGGAGUGAGUAGAGAAAGACCUGCAUCUACAGCAAGCCUCCAGAGACCACCCAUACGCUGUUCCUCAAACUGGCGUCUGACCCUCACCAGAGAGAGUGACAGACAGACUGUUUUUAGCUCCUUUGGUCUGCUUGGUUGGUGGCCUUUGGGUGCGAUGAAGAAAUCGUGCUGAUGGGGUGGAAGUAUUCUAGCAAAUUUAGACGCCGUACUAGCUGAACGUCAUGUGAGGUGUUACCUCUUUUCUCUGAACUCUUAAAAACGUCCAGCAGACUCUGUCAACAUUGACCUGUAUUUAUGUUUCUACACGUUUGUGAUGCCAUGCCUCUUAAAAUUGUGCAUGACUAAUCAAAUGCAGUAAUAAUUCAUUUUUCAGAUGGGUUUUUGUAUUCAUUUUUGUUUGUUUGUUUGUGUGCUUGUCACUCAAAGUUAAACUUGAAAAACAAUUAUUUAUAAGGAAUUUCAAGUUGAAUGACCAAAGUGUCUUCUCCUACAGUUAGGACCUUGUCUUUGGCUGUAUAUAGUGUUAUUUAACUGUUUCAUACUGGUUCAUAGUUUUGUCUAUAAUUUCGAGACAUAAUGUAAAAUGUGAAUAGUAGAUGACUGUUGGUGUGACAGAUUUGUAUCGGUGUGUCCAGGGAGUCAGUCAAUUUUUAUUAAAUUAUGUUUUUGCUUUGAACGUGUGUCCUGCUUAAAAGAAUAGUUCACCCUGAAGUAAAAAUCAUUUACUCAUCCUUCUAUCGUUCCAAACACAUUUUAUGCAACACAAAAGGACACUUCUCUUUUUCAUACAAUAAAAGUGCACGGUGAUUUAUGCAAUCAAGCUCCAAAAAUGACAUGAAAGCAUCAUCGAAGUAUUGUAAAAGAAAUAGCCCAGGCUAUGUGCAUCUUAAGCAUAUGCAUCUUAAUCUCAGUAGAUGCGUACUAAAGCCUUAAACGCUUCUGUUCUUGAGUUUUGUUUUGCAUUUGGCUUUAUCACAAUCUUUGUUUCUGUCAGAUUGUCAUUUUUACUUUGCUGCCCUUGUCUUGACAUUCUGUGACAUGUCUUCGAAACAGAACGACGUGUGCUUUUAACAUGAGCCGUAAACAGGAUGACUUAAACUUACAGAAAGAGAUAAAACAUUGUCAAAUAACUGUAUAAUAUAAAGUGCACUUCAAGUGAAUGUGAUGUCUUUGGCCAUGGGAUGCAGUGAUUUAACAACCCUUGUGCAUCAGUUUAAAAAAGUUACUCCGAGGUCAUUAGAGGGCAAGAAUGUCUGCGUCAAAAAACUGCCAUAAUAUUAUAUAUUAAUAUUAUUUUUGGUAAUUUUGUUUAACCAACAUCUGUCCUGAUCAUAACUACCAAAUGUUCAUUAAUUUUCAGGAUUUUAGCCCUUUUAAUGCCUGUUUGUUUAUAUAAUGCCACUAUUGUUUUUUAUGGAAAUAAAACCAGUCUUGGAUAUGUCAAUGAUUAGCAACAACAGAUUUUUAUGCAUUAUAAUUUUUUAUGCAGUGCCAGAUUUAAAAUAAAAAACACUCAGGACCUUGCCAUAAAAAUAUUAUAUAUUCAUAAUAUUUUGCACUUUCACUGACUUAAACCAACAUCAGUUUUGAUCAUAAUUACAUAAUAUUCAUUCAUUUUCAGGAUUUUAACCCUUUAAAUGUCAUUUUGUUUACAUAUGUCACUGUUGUUUUUUUUACUCGGACACACAAAAUGCACGCACACAAUUUUAGCUGCAUCAUUUAUUCAGUUGUCCUGCAUUGCUCUAUAAUACAGCAAUCAGAAAAUAGGAAAAAGCAUGUAUUUGCUCCAUAGGCUGAACAUGAGGAAAAUGGCGCCAUCUGGUGGAAAAUAUAAAAAGUUUACAUUUUGAAGCCAGGGCUCCGGAAUAAAAACAUAAUAUCAUUGAAUUCAUGAUUUUAUGCUUUAAUGGAACUGGGGUCAAAUAUUGCAGUUUGAAUGGGUUUCAAUGGGGACAUUUUUGUCCUCAAGGUCCUGAGUGUAACUAUUUUGUGUACACAGUGUAGUAUAGAUAUAUUUUAGGAACUGAGGUUGAAAUAUAAUAAUUCCCCUCAAAAAUACACACCUUUGGCCAAAUUUGUGCCGUUGGAAUUAUCACAGCUAAAAUGAUUGAAAUAAACUAAAAUGAAAGACAAUAAUGUCCUGACGGUCACACAAGGGUUAAUUUAAUCUGUAUGAUUCUGCCCUUGUCUUUUCAUUUUUCUUACUAUUU